Abrus precatorius (Indian licorice) is the source of this 1601-nucleotide messenger RNA. RefSeq lists its product as uncharacterized. The record is from RefSeq and is a predicted model, not a curated record. Bases 217 to 1302 code for a protein of 361 amino acids. The transcript has 3 exons. Lineage: Eukaryota; Viridiplantae; Streptophyta; Magnoliopsida; Fabales; Fabaceae.
CAAGUGACUUCUUUUAGUUCAAGAUACCCCUUCUUAAUUAGCCUGAUACAUCUCUAACCUAAGUCUUUCUCAACCUUCUGCUAGGGAAUAUUUCAGCAUAACUUUUAUACAUAGAAACCUCUUUUUUUUUUCUGUGCCUUUUACCUAAGAUUUUCUCAGGUAUUGGACACUGAAAUACAACAAUCUUAUGUUUCUGUAAGUGAGACAAAUAUUACUAUGGGAACAAACAGACAGGAGCAUGAAAUUUCAGACGGAGGAUCUGAGGUAACAUAUCAAGAGAUGGUGGAAAAUGAGGUGAAAGACACUCAGAAAAAUCCAACGCACAGAUUAAUUGCAGAAAGCUGCAAAUCAAACAGCAUGGUCUUAAAGAAACGGCACACGUUGAUUCCUCCUCACAUCAUAGCUGAAGCCAUAUCAAAUAUCCGUGACAUCGAUCUUAGAUGGUCAGGUCCAAUCACACAGAAAGAAAUGGAAUAUGUUGAACAGUAUGUGCUUGCAAAGUAUCCAGAAUAUGCAGGGCUAAUUGAAGGAGAUGGGAAUGGAAUUGACUUAUCUAGCUUUAUCAUCAAUGAGGAGCCUUCAGAACCUUUGUCAGAUGAUAGAGGCAAGUCACCUAGAGAUUCUUCUGGAUACUUGUUUGGUAGUAAUCUCCCUGAAAUGGAUAGAGCCAAGAUCCAGUUGGAGCCAUCAAGAUUACUAGACAUUCUCAACAAGAAAUCCUCAUUCCCAGGAAGUUUCAUUUCAAUCCCAGAAAUCCAAGCUAGAAAUAAGGUUUUGAAGCAUUAUGGGUUACCUGAUGAUGAGUACCUUGUUCUCUUCACUCCAAGCUACAAGGAUGCUAUGAUGUUGGUGGGAGAAAGUUACCCUUUUGUUAAGGGAAACUACUACAUGACAAUUCUAGAUCAAGAAGAAGACUAUAUCAGGGAAUUUGCUUCUUUUAAGGAGUCCAAGGUGAUCUCAGCACCCAAGACUUGGCUAGAUUUAAGGAUCAGAGGGUCGCAGCUUAGCCAAAACUUUAGGAGGAGGUGUAAGAUCAGUUCAAAAGGCUUGUUCUCUUAUCCAGCAGAUGCAAAUGGAACAAUGCAUUGGAUUUCUGAGGCUCAUAGGAACAACUGGCAUGUUCUACUUGAUGCAUCUGCUUUGGUAGUGGGAAAGGAUAGGCUACCUCUCGCGCUUCACCGGCCAGACUUCGUGAUAUGUAGCCUUGACAACACUCAUUCCAAUCCUUCAAGAAUCACUUGCCUGUUAGUAAGAAAGAAAUCAUUUGAGAUCUCAGCUGCUUCAUCCCAGGUAGUUGAAUGAGUGACACGGGGUACUUGCCCAUUAUUUUAGACGACAUUUAAACUGCAGAGCAAUUAGUAAAUUUGGUAUCAUGGACUCUGAGAAGCCAUGAGUUUUUCCUGGCCCUACUUUGUAGAUUGAAUAAAUUAACACAUACAUAUAAAAGACUACUGAAUACUGUUUUGGAUGCAUCUGCAAUGGAUUCCAAAUCAUGUGGGCUAUUUGUAUUUGUAAGUUAUAAUUAAUUAUCUUAGUUUGGUAAAUUAUUUUUGCCAAAUCCAUUUUUUUCAUGACAAUUAAUUGGUUUUGGAGAAUUUUGU